AUGGAUAGAUUCGAAAACUUCUUUAUUAAUCACAAACUAUUAUGGAUACCAGCAACUAGGACGUCCUCACAAGGAAGAGCUAGCGGAGGAAGUCUUUUUGGAAUAAAAAAGGAUAUAGGCAUUGAUUGUAGUUAUGUCCAAAUACUUCAAAGAGAUUUGAUAGAAAUAACUGUCGAACAGACGAAAAUAUAUAUAAUACCAGUCUAUAUAAACUGCAACAAAUGGGCGCAAGACUUUAGCAGCUUAUACAAUUUUCUCAUAGAAUUCGAAAAAGAAGACCUAAUGAUCAUUGGCGAUUUUAAUGGGAGAGUUGGUAAUUCACAAAUACUGAAUGAAGAGCCGGAAUUUUUGCCUGAUUCAAUAAAAAAUGUAAGAAGUGCAACAGAUGAAGUUUUGGAUGGCAAUGGAAAGAAACUAGUUGAAAUGUGUGAAUCCAUCGGCUUAACCUUACUAAAUGGACGAACAAACGGCGAUACAAAUGGUAAUUUCACAUUUAUCAGGGGUACUGCUUGCUCAACGAUAGAUUAUUGUCUUGCAAAGGGAAUAUGGCUAAAAUAUAUUGCUGACUUCAUAGUGAAUGAGCUUACCUACUCAGACCAUUUACCCAUAUCUGUUCAAGUUGAUAUUAAGCUUCAGCAGGAUUCUCAGCCUAAACAGCAGUAUUUAUUACCUAAACUACGGUGGUAUGAAAGAGAUUUACAGAAGUAUACAGCGAAUCUAAACCUCAAUGUUAGCCUUAUAAACGAAACUGACCUUCAGUCUAUAUGGGGCUCAGAUAUUCUUACUUCAUGUAUUAUGGAAUCAGCGAAGCCUUUGCAGAAAAAAACAGUUAAAAUAGCCCUGGUUAACAUCAAAGACAGUCGUUCCUUCUGGAAAACUGCCAAAGUGCUAAAUGGAGCCCUGUUCUCGCAAAAUAUCAAAGUGGAAGCUGGAGAGUUAGCUACACAUUUCAAAAAACUCCUAAAUCCGCCACCAAAUCCAAACCCCAUGGAAUAUGCACUCCCAUAUCAACAGGACAUUUUCUUAGACCGAUCUAUACUGCUCGAAGAGGUUACAAGUGUCAUACACCGAUGUGGAUUGAACAAAGCCCCUGGUGAAGAUCGCAUAUCGUAUGAGUUCUUCAAGAACGCUUCAACAGAUUUUUUAGUAAAACUAACAUCGACAUUCAAUUUUAUUUGGUCCACGGGAGAAGUCCCUGACAGUUUUAAGAAAAGUGUAAUACUACCGAUUUUAAAAAAAGGAGAUCCAAGAAAUCCCAGUAACUACAGAGGUAUAUCGUUUUUAAACACUGUCAUGAAAAUCUUCACAGGCAUCUUACUUCAACGUUUAACAGACUGGAUAAACGAAAAUGACCGGUUAAGCGAAUUUCAAGCCGGCUUCCGCAAGGGGUACUCAACAGUAGAUAAUAUCUUCUCUCUAACAAGUAUUGCUCGUAUGUAUGUGGAAAAAGGAAAAAAAUUGUAUGCGUUCUUCGUAGACUUCAAGGCAGCUUUCGAUUGCAUAGACAGAAGAUCUCUAUUUCUCAAACUAAGCAACUUUGGAGUUUCAACAAAAAUGUUAAGAAUCUUUCAAAAGCUCUACGAAGAAAAUAAGUCGGCUGUUUGGGAUGGAAAUAGUCUUUCAAAUUGGUUCGAACCAACAACUGGUGUAAAGCAGGGAUGUCUCUUGAGUCCACUCCUCUUCUCAAUUUAUUUAGACGAUCUAGUUACGGUUCUUCCGGGUGGAGUUCCUUUUGAUGGAAUGUCCUUAAAAAUAUUGCUCUACGCUGAUGACAUUGUAGUUCUCUCCGAAUCUCCCAACAUGCUCCAGAUCAUGAUAAAUAAACUUUUUAAUGUUUUCGCAAAAAGUGGAGAAAUUCCCGUUUCUAGCAUUAUGACAUAG
Eupeodes corollae is the source of this 1881-nucleotide messenger RNA. RefSeq lists its product as uncharacterized. The transcript is spliced from 3 exons. Bases 1 to 1881 code for a protein of 626 amino acids. The record is from RefSeq and is a predicted model, not a curated record. Lineage: Eukaryota; Metazoa; Arthropoda; Insecta; Diptera; Syrphidae. Gene Ontology annotation, molecular function: catalytic activity.